AUGCAAAUACUACAGACAAAUGUAUUCGAAAAUCCCAUUCCCAGCAACUUGUUGUUAAAAAGAGAUGACAGUUCUGCUAGUUCCACAAGCACGAGUCCUUCUUCCACUAUCACAUCCAGCGAUUCUAGCGCAUCAAGUACAUCGACGGGAUGUCCAGUCCUAGGAGAUUGUGUGUGUCCGAAUAAAGACGAACAAUGUGUACAAGUUGCAGCCACUGAAUCUAGGUGUGCUUACAAUAAAUGCACCAAGAUUGCAAGCUCGCUGAAACUAAACACCGGAGGAGUCGUUGGUGGUGUUAUUGGUGGUGUGGCAUUCAUUGCCUUGGUUGCAUUGUUCUUGUACUACUUCCUUAUAUAUCGCAAAAAACACCCUUUGGAAUUGGAUGAAACCUAUGAUUAUGACUAUGAGUAUGGCGAUGAAUAUUACGACGACGAUACUUUGGAUGUCGACGGAGUUGGCAUGGGUGCAAAUGGACUCCAUGGUGGUAGUGGUGCUGGUGGUGCUGGUAGUGGAGACCAAAUGAGUGAAAUUGCGUUGAAAAGAUUAAAUUCUGAUCGGAAAAUCCUGCAAAGAACCGAUUUCGACCAGCUGAGUCGCGAUGACGGAUCGAAUGGUGAUACCAGGACAAUUGGCGAGAAGAAUUUAUCACCAACUAGUGGGAAAUUUAAUACUAACAGUAAUGGAGCGAUGGGAGCCUUGGGAGCCUCGGGAGCCACAGGUGCCACAGGUGCCACAGGUGCCAUGAGAGCCACGGGAGUAACAACUACUCCGUCUGCAGCAGGUGUUGCAUCUCAACAUCCACGCCCGCAUCCACAGAUGAGAAGAGGAGUGGUGAACAAUCCAAGAAAGAAUAUGCGAAGAGUAUCGUCGUACGAAUCAUUUACAAAACCCAGUGCAAUAAAGCUGAAAUCGAAACAACAACAAAUAUUAAUGGCUCAGCAAAGACGAGCAAGACAGAAGAAGAUUAUACAGCAAGCUAACCAGCAGCUGCACCAAUUACAACAACAACAACAGUUGCAGCAGUCGCAACAGCAGUCGCAUUUGGGUCCAAAUGGACCUAGUGGAGUGGAUGAUAUUUAUAUGCAGCCAUCAAAUAGAAACUCUGUGGCCACUUCAUUCUCCAAUGCGUCGAAUAUUCUUCCUAUUGCUUAUAUUGCUGGUGUCACAGUGCGGCCGACCCAGAAAAACACUCAGUCAUUAUAUUCUUAUGACUCGGACUCAAUAUUUUCUGAUUUAAAUACCAUUGAAAAUGCAAGUAUUGUGAAUGAUGUUGUAAUGGUGGGAAAUAACCCCAAGCAAAGCAAUGUGGACACUCAUGAACCACCAUCUCUGCAUACUUCUCAAGGCCAACAAAUAAAUGGACCUGCAACUAUGACGGCGAUAAAAGCACAACCAAGACUAGUCAAUGUGGAUCGAAUAGAAGAAGAGGAGGAGGAAGAGGAAGAAGAAGAAGAAGAUGAUGAUGAUAAUGAUUAUAAUGAUUAUGAAGGAGGGGAAGUUGUUGAGGGUCACUAUGGUCAAAACUUUGGCAAUCGCGGAACUGUGCAGGGAUCGCAGAAUAUUAUUCCGGUGAGAAUAAAUACAGUGACAGCAGGUAAUGGUGCAGUUGAUACGGACGAUAGUGAUGUUGAUUCUGAUAUAGGUGAAAUAACGCGUGCAACUUCUGUCAGGAGGACUACGAACAGUGCAAGUAAUGCAAGUAAGGAUACGCUAAAGAAUAAUUCGUUGCAAAACAGCAAUUCCACCAUGUACAAUCGAGAGGUUAUUAUGGGAGCAAGUGGCAGUGACGAUAAUGAUACGAAUAGUGCAUCGUAUCCAUCGAUGGGAAUGAUGUCAUAUAAUGAGAACAGAGACAGAGAGUCUACACGUGUUAGAGAUAGUGCGCUUGAUAGAGAUAAUGGAUCAACUGUAGGGUCCUUUUUGUUUGAUGUUGAGUUUGAUGAGACACCACAAAUACUUGCGCCAAAAAGAGUUUUGAGUAACCUUGAAGAUGAUUUCGAAGAUGAUGCCGCACUGAGGUCGAGUCCGUUCGCUGAUCCGUAA
Lodderomyces elongisporus is the source of this 2043-nucleotide messenger RNA. RefSeq names its product Opy2p (gene OPY2). The coding region runs from base 1 to 2043 and encodes 680 amino acids. NCBI's taxonomy places the organism in Eukaryota, Fungi, Ascomycota, Pichiomycetes, Serinales, Debaryomycetaceae. The transcript has a single exon. The record is from RefSeq and is a predicted model, not a curated record.